Emericellopsis atlantica is the source of this 1367-nucleotide messenger RNA. RefSeq lists its product as uncharacterized. Gene Ontology annotation, biological process: mRNA alternative polyadenylation. Gene Ontology annotation, molecular function: mRNA binding. Gene Ontology annotation, cellular component: mRNA cleavage and polyadenylation specificity factor complex. NCBI's taxonomy places the organism in Eukaryota, Fungi, Ascomycota, Sordariomycetes, Hypocreales, Bionectriaceae. The coding region runs from base 220 to 1254 and encodes 344 amino acids. The record is from RefSeq and is a predicted model, not a curated record. The transcript has 3 exons.
GCGAACUGAACACUCCAAGGCGAAGCGCACUCGACAUUCGACGGAGAACACGGAUUGCUGAUGACCAUCAAAGGUUCCGGAAAGCCUCAUUUGUAUCUCGCACAGGAGCACACAUAAUAACAUACAUAUAAUAACUGCAGCCAACCUUCUUGACCUCACCAGUCGCCUUCCCCUUGCAAAGCACUGUUGACAACCAGUGUUUGCAUACCAGCCUGCAUCAUGGCGGAGGAGGACUACGAGAUCGAUUACUAUGGCGAGGCUGGUAAUGACCAACAGCAACACAGCUCAGGGGGCGAUCAGCAACACCAUGCAAACGGCGAGCACGCCGAUGCGCAUCACGAACAAGCACACGAAGACCACGACCGCGACCACGAGCAUUCGAAGAAUCAGCAGACCUAUGAUCAAGGCAAUGAUGAACAAGGGUCUAUUGAUCCCAACGCCACGACCGCGCUGAUGAUUUCCGAGCUCAAUUGGUGGACGACAGAUGACGAUAUCCGCGGUUGGUUGCGACAGGGUGGAUGCGAAGCAGGCAUCAAAGACAUGUCCUUCAGCGAGCACAAAGUGAACGGCAAAAGCAAAGGGCAAAUAUACCUUGAAUUCAACUCCGCUCACGACGCGACAUCGGCGAAACACCUGAUCGACAAGAUGCCCGCGGACGGUGGCCAUCUCGGCCAGAAGAAGAUCUCGGCACAGUACUGGAACCCGAACAUGAAUCCGUUCCGAACCCUGCCCAAGGAUGCCCCCGCCCGGGGUAAGGACCAGCAGAGGUCAGCCCAGCCAGGCUCGUACAACGAACGGGGGAACUACAACUCUGGUGGAGGCUUCCGUGGGCGCGGGGGCUAUGGCGGAGGCCGCGGCAACAUGGGACAGAACAACUACAAUCGCAAUUUUGGCGGAGGCGGCGGUUACAAUAACAACAUGGGCGGCGGCGGCGGAUUCGGCAUGGGCGGCGGUGGUGGUGGUAGUAACUUUGCGUUCAACGCUGGCCGCGGCAACAUGAUGGGCGGCGGUAUGCGAGGAGGCGGCAUGAGAGGUGGCCGUGGAGGAAACAUGAUGGGCAUGAACCCCAUGGGCGGUAUGAACAUGGGAAUGCCCGGCGCAAUGGGCAUGGGGAUGAUGGGUGCUAACGGUAUGCCUGGAUUUCAAGGCAUGCCCGGCAACUUCAACAACUUUGGUGGCUUUGGCCAGAACCAGGGUGGUGGCGGUGGUGAUUGGGGCAACCCUCACGGCGCCAAACGCCCACGCCCGGAAUAAGCAGAUCUUUUGCACAGCUACACUGAAAGGUUGAAAUGAUGAUGAUCUGGAGUUCCGGUUCACACGUCAAGCGUGGGUCGGAGCUCUUGGCAUAUUUGACAUGACUUGUCAUC